Messenger RNA from Phragmites australis (common reed), 1536 nucleotides. Its product is annotated as ras-related protein RABC2a-like. NCBI's taxonomy places the organism in Eukaryota, Viridiplantae, Streptophyta, Magnoliopsida, Poales, Poaceae. Bases 399 to 1031 code for a protein of 210 amino acids. Gene Ontology annotation, molecular function: GTPase activity; GTP binding. The transcript is spliced from 6 exons. The record is from RefSeq and is a predicted model, not a curated record.
GCCGUAGCCCGCCCGCCCGCACCCUCGCGCGGUGGCGCCGAAGCGCGGGCGAGACUGCGCGGCGCGGCGCUCCAGCCCCCCACGCGCGCCAUGUGGCUCCUGCCCCCGCCGCUAUCCGCCACGCAGCCCGCCGAGGCCGAGAACCGUAAACCGUAACUGAAAGGAGUCCACCUGACGCCUCCUCCUCGGGGCUCCUCGUCACCCCGUUUCGCUUCCGAGAUUCGCUUCGGCUUCCGCCCAUUGAUCCCUUCCCCCUCCCUUUCCUUUAUUCCUAUCGGCCACCCGCACCCAGCACCAACCCACCCGCCCCGCAUUUCUGGGUGCUUUGCUUUUGCUUCGCCCGCGAUUCGAUCCGAGCUUGAUCAGGUGAGCAGUUGCUCGUUCGAGGGUUCGCGGAGAUGACCUCGUCGCCGGCGAGCUGCCACGAGUGCUCCUUCAAGGUCCUGCUCAUCGGGGACUCGGCCGUCGGCAAGAGCAGCCUCCUCGUCAGCUUCGUCUCCGCCUCCCACAUCGACGACGACAUCGCCCCAACCAUAGGGGUGGAUUUUAAAAUCAAAUUUCUCACUGUUGGUGGGAAGAAACUGAAACUGACAAUAUGGGACACUGCUGGCCAGGAGAGGUUUAGGACAAUCACCAGUUCUUACUACAGGAGUGCUCAUGGAAUCAUUCUAGUUUAUGAUGUCACGAAGAGGGAGAGUUUCACAAAUUUGGCUGAUGUAUGGACCAAGGAAAUAGAGUUGCAUUCAACAAAUAAAGAAUGUGUCAAGAUGCUUGUCGGAAACAAAGUGGACAAGGAUGAGGAAAGAAUGGUGACAAGGGAAGAAGGUCUUGCCUUUGCACAAGAAUUUGGAUGUCUGUUUGUCGAGAGCAGUGCCAAAACAAGAGAGAACGUGGAGAAAUGUUUUGAAGAGCUUGCAUUAAAGAUUCUUGAGGUUCCAAGUCUCUUGGAGGAAGGUUCUUCCGUUGUUAAGAGGAACACUCUGAAACAGAAGCAAGAGAAUGCAAAACAAGGUGGAGGAUGCUGUCAGUAGAUCCAGCGAUUGUGUGCAGCUCGCUCAUGGUAUCUAGGUUCAGCUGUCCUUGUAUUGGGAUGUAAGUUGCAUCUAAAUGCUCAAUGGUGCAGCCAAUGCGAGUAAAGGGAGAAUUAACCACUUGAGGUUUUGGUGUGAAUUGAUCUGUACAAAAGAGAACCUUUUUUCUUUUUCUUGACGUGGCAAUUUGGCUUGCUGCUUGUAACGAGAUGCAGUCAGCUGAUCACUUCCUUAAUUGUAUGUAUGGAAGUGUAUAGCCGGUACAUAGUUCAGGGCUCGUAGUUAGCUAUGGAAGCUCUGCAACCAUGCGAAGUAUUCAGCUGCUUGGUCCGUAUUCUGAAUCGUACAGUCGGUUCUUUUCUUUGAGAGGAUUAUCAUCAUUUUAGUUUGAAUGGUAUUCUACUGGAGUACUACACAGUAGUAUGACAGAGCCCUGGAAUCCUUGACUCGAACCUACGGCAGCUCUAUCUUUGCUAUCCAGGAGGAAUAUUUCAUUUUUGCAUCA